GCUUGUGAGCUGAGGACGGGAGAACCGCGUCGGAAUAGAACAACCGCCAUUAAACCAUCAUUAAGCCGGGGCGGUGGCUCUUGCUACUGCCGUUGCCGCUGCUGCAAAGCAGCAUAAUUCAGCCCAGCGUCGGACCCCGCCGGUCGUGGAGGACCCGCCAGUGUUGCUCGUCCUCUCCCCCGCCCUCUCCCCCGCAGCCUCGGAGCCAACUUACCCGCCAGGUUACAAGAGGCAGAAGGACUGUUGCCGGAGGGGGGGCCGUGUCUCUUCGCGGGCGCCAUUUUGUGGGUCCGUGUCGUCUGGCUUCUUUCCUUCUCUCCGGGCCUCCUCGGGACGGGCGGACCCGGUGCAGCCAGGCGUGGAGGUGUUCGUGGACGGCGUGCCCGGGGGGCACCGCGGGUGGAGCUGCGCGACCUCUUCGAGGUGGCUGUGCCAGGCAUGGUGGUGAAGGGGGCCCUUAUGAAGCAGUUCGCUUUCAUCCAACUGUACGAUGAGGUGGCGGUUGAGUGCGCCAUCCAGAAGCUUAAUGGGCACCUUUUGCACUGCCACCGCGUGGCUGUUGUGGAGUUCUCCCGCCCGAGGCCCACCCACACCGUUAAGACCUUUGUGGGCAACGUCUCGGCCACCUGCACCAGCGGCGAGCUGCGCGUCCUCUUCCAGGAGUUCGGGCCUGUCAUCGAAUGCCACAUCGUGAAAAGUGGGAGAGGCGAGCUUGUGGCUUAGAAAUCUACUCUGUAUAUGCUCAGAGGUGUUGUU
Molecule: messenger RNA, 756 nt
Organism: Crotalus tigris (Tiger rattlesnake)
Lineage: Eukaryota; Metazoa; Chordata; Lepidosauria; Squamata; Viperidae
Product: RNA-binding protein 14-like
Exons: 1
Coding region: 439-723 (94 amino acids)
Molecular function (GO): RNA binding
Source: RefSeq, a predicted model, not a curated record